Helianthus annuus (common sunflower) is the source of this 1252-nucleotide messenger RNA. RefSeq names its product RING-H2 finger protein ATL11. The transcript has a single exon. Bases 103 to 1068 code for a protein of 321 amino acids. The record is from RefSeq and is a predicted model, not a curated record. NCBI's taxonomy places the organism in Eukaryota, Viridiplantae, Streptophyta, Magnoliopsida, Asterales, Asteraceae.
UAGCUAGUAGCUUCACUAAAACUUCUAUCAUUUUCCUUCAUGCAAAUCUUUAUUCGAUAUCGGAUCCGGUUCUGAAAACAUUGGUAUUUAGCAAAUAAUUACAUGGCCACUAGAGAAGCAAUGGCAUCAACACCAAUGCCAUCCGUGCCGGAUUCGCCUUCUUCUACCCCGGUCAACCCCAUCAUGGCUAUAGUGCUCGUGUGUCUUUUAUGUGCAUUCUUUAUGCUUUGUUUGGUCUCCACCUACUUUCGCCAUUACGCCGAAAGACAGCUCAGACUUGCAGCAAGUACCACCCAUGGGAGUGAAACCGGGUCGAUGCGGUCAGUGGUGCACGGGCUUGACCCGGCCGCCAUCGCCACGUUCCCAAGCUUUCUAUAUUCAGUUGUCAAGGGGAUAAAAAUAGGACAGACAACGCUAGAGUGCGCUGUCUGCUUAAAUGAGUUUCAAGACCAUGAAACCCUAAGAUUGCUACCAAAAUGUAGCCACGUGUUCCACAUGGAUUGUGUCGACACGUGGCUGGCGUCACACGUCACAUGCCCGGUGUGCCGAGCAAAUCUUGUCCUAACAUCCAAUGAACCCAGUCUCAUGACUGAGCAGUUGGAUUACCCGGUUGACCCUGAGAGAGAUUGCGGGUCAACCGAGUUUCUUCUCCCCAUCGAGUCGAAACACGUAAAACCUUCUACCACUCGAAUGCCCCGUUCACAUUCAACGGGGCACUCAGUGGUAGUACAACCUGUUGAAAAUAUGGAGUGGUACACGCUACGUUUACCAAAUGAGGCACGGGACAUGUUCAUGAACCUAGUCACGAGUCUUCCGACUAGCCCUCAUGGGGUGUUUCCAACGGAAAGUAGCGAAAAGAUGCCUUUUCGAAGUGUUAGUGUUGGUUCUACUAGAAGACUUGAUCAUUAUGUUCGGUUUGAGCGGUCUAACCCAAAUAGGACGGGUGGUGAGACAUCAAGGGGUGGAAGCGACUUGACUCUGACUUCAAACUCACAACGGUUUUUCAGAUCCGUUAGAUCACCAUUUAACCGUUUGUUUCCAGCAUCAAACAGGAAUCUGGAUGUGUAAGAACAAUCCAUGGAUAGACUAGUACUGAUGUUGAGUCUAGAUGUAUAAUUUCAUUGUUAUUACUAGCUUUAAUAUUAACUGGAAAGAUGGCAAGUGAUUUCUUUGCCCAAUUAAGGCUUAUUUAGAAUGUCUCACACUUCAAACAUUUACGCCCAAUAAUAGUACAAGAAAGCAUACCCAUGAA